Molecule: messenger RNA, 1752 nt
Organism: Gloeophyllum trabeum ATCC 11539
Lineage: Eukaryota; Fungi; Basidiomycota; Agaricomycetes; Gloeophyllales; Gloeophyllaceae
Exons: 5
Coding region: 164-1438 (424 amino acids)
Source: RefSeq, a predicted model, not a curated record
GAUAGUGACAGUGUCGAUCGUUGACGGCGCAAUCAGCAUUCAGAACUUGACCAGGCGUUUCAUCCUUGACUGCCCAUCGAACUUGACAGCUGGUGCUUGAGCGUCCCGCGACGAGCCCCGUCCACUCUUUCCACACCACGUUCUUUUGUAUCGCACGCCGGUAAUGUUCACGCCUCCCCCUUCCCCCCUCCCGUUCGCCCAACGGCCCCCGUUGGAGAGUGCGCCCUCGUCAUCCUCUUCGUUAACCGUCCCGUCCCCGUCCCCAUCCCCGUCCCCAUCACCUCCGCCGACUCCCUCGCGAUCGUCUUCACACCAGCACAUCCCCUCGUGCAGCACCCACCAUGCCAAGCUGAAGACCGCGCGCCGCACACGCUGGACGAUCCUCCUCGUCCCCGCCGUCCUGAUCCUCAUCACCGCUUCCACCCGCUACCUCUCGCACCCCGCCGCGCUCGACGUCUUCUCCGGAUACAGGCCGUCAGACUAUGACAGCUGGGCGGACUCGCUCACAGAUUGGAAGUUUCACGAGCACCGCACAGGGCACCAGCGGCGCGAACCCGAGCCGCAACAGGGACAGCAGGUGUCGUCGUUCAGCGCGUCCACUGCCGCCUCCGUCCCGUCCGCCGCGCUCUCGGGGUCGCUGUCCGCCAGCGUGGUGAGCAGCGGCAGCACGCCGACAAGCACGACGGUCGUGGCGAACGUGCCGACUGUCCCCGCGCAGACACCGGUGCUGCCGACGCCGUUCCCGCAGCCGUUUGACAACCUCGAGCAGAACUUUUCGACGCAGGGGUGCCAGGCGUUCUUCCUGAACAUGCUGCAGGCGGAGGACUUUCGGUCGUGCCGGCCGUUCUCGCUGCUUUUGCAGAAUUCGUACGCUUUCAGCGAGGCACAGGAGAACGUCACCGCGAUGAAUGCGAUCAUAUGGGGCACGUGCAACACCACCAUCGACGAGGAAACCUGUGCGGCCAACAUGGCCUCGUAUCUCGGCCAGCUAAAGUCCAAUUGCUCGAAGGAGAUUUCCAACAACUUUCAGGCGGUCAUUGACGCCGUGACAGGCUUGGAGGCGUACACCCUCAUGCGGACCGCGGCGUGCCAGACCGAUGCGACGGCAAAUACGUACUGCUUCAUCGACGCCAUCCGGAACACGAACCCGUCGGACUUGUAUUUCUACAACCUGCCCCUGGGAUACAAGGUGUCGAACAGCAGCACGCCGACAUGCGAUGCAUGCACGAAGACGCUGUUGGGUCUGUACGACCAGGCAAGGGGCAAUCUGACGGCGCUGCAGCAGAAUUAUGAGAGUGCGGCACAGUUUGCGCAGAAGACCUGCGGGUCGGACUACGUGGCGCUGGUCAAUGGCGCGAAGCAGUUCCGUGGGACGGCGAGGGGGUACACGGCAGGCGUCGCUCUUCUGAGCGUCGCCGUCGUGAUGUCUCUUUUAUGACCGUUGGGAGUACCAGUCAGAUUGGGUUGAUGCUUGAACAUUUGCGGCUGUUUAUACCUUCACCUUCGUGUUCAUUCUCGGGUUGCUUGUUUGAUCGGACUGAACAUCGCUCUGUAUUCUAAACAUUCUUCUCGGGCUGGAAUAACGACUGCCCAGCCGUUCUUCGGGCCAUACGCUUUACACUUCUCCGUAAUAUUCCCUUCCUUCCCCCCGUGUCUACCGUAUUUAUUUGCCUCCGCUUUCCUCGCUGAUUCAGAAUUCUCCUUACGUCCGUCGCUGUUGUUAGGAAUACGUAGUGACAGCCAUGCUCAUCG